Molecule: messenger RNA, 598 nt
Organism: Microcebus murinus (gray mouse lemur)
Lineage: Eukaryota; Metazoa; Chordata; Mammalia; Primates; Cheirogaleidae
Source: RefSeq, a predicted model, not a curated record
AUUUACUUUUUUUAAUAGAUAAUAUAUUGACAUGGUUCAAAAAUUAACAAAUAGUUUUAAAGUAUACAGAGAAGUUUCUCUCCAUCCUAACCCCUGUCCACCUAGUUCCUACCACUCACCCUCCUUCAUAACCACUGUUAUCAGUCAUUAAUCUUUUCAGAAGUUUACCCCAGCGCUUUAAAGAAUAUGUGAAAUUUUAAUUGUUUUUUAAAAUAUGUCAGUUACCUAUAUACUUGUUUCAUUCUGCCAAACGUGUUUCCCCUGUUCAUCUUAAUUAUUUUGAACAAUUUAGAAAACUCUGGCAAGUACUUUUUAACUGAGGAGAGAAAGAUGUAAAAAUGUUUUUUAUUUCAGGAGAUGCCAGGUAUCCAUUACUUGGGCAACCACUGCAGUACAACUCUCCUGCUGUUCUGCACGGACACAUUCCAAACCAACAGAGUCAGCCUGGCAGCAGACAUGGAAACCGAGGAAGAAGACAAGCUAAAAAAGCUGCAUCCACGGACCUUGGAGCAGGAGAAGCAGUUGUUGGGAAGGUCUUGGAAAUAACUGAACUACAGAUGGAAUAACUCGCAUGGAAGCCGAGAAGCUUUUUGGGGAA